AAUUAAGAGUUGAAAUCAAUUUAAAUUUAUUAAAAUCAAAAACUUUGUAAACUUUUCAAAAUGUAAACACUUUUGUAACGAAUGUUUGAAUUUCAAAUAUAAAAAAAUUAUUCAUGGUCACUCAUGUUAUUUUUUUCUGGAAUUAUACAUCAAAUGCUGCCAAUUAAACUUAUUCUAUCGCUUGUUCUAGGGACUAUUAAGCAUGGUAAUUAUCAUUUAACGACCAGAAAUAAGAAUUACUUCGAUUAAGUCUGUAAAGUGCUCAAAAAUUGUCAUUUUAAUGUUUAUCUCUCCAUCUCAGUCACUCAAUUUUAAUUUUUUGUGCAAACAUUUUGUUUCGUAAAAUAUUUUUGUGUUUCUUGCUGUUUAAUUAGAUCAUAUUGAUCAAUUGUCAUCAAAAGUCGUCUAUUACAUCACUACACUCCAUCUAUUGAAAAUGCGAGUGAAGCUGAAAAAAUGGCCAUGCUUGAAUGUUGUGUCUGUUACGUUAUUGUUCGUUAUAUGCUGUUUUGUGGAUGCUGAUGUGAAAUGUAAUUUAAAGACCAACUAUUUGUGCGAGAAUAAACAAAACUGUAUUCCAAAAAAAUAUGUGUGCAAUGGAAUUAUAGAUUGUCCAGAAAAAGAUGAUGAAAAGGAUUGCGACAUAGAAAGAUGUGAUAACAAAGAUAAGUUCUUCUUGUGUCGUGAUAAGCUGACUUGUAUUGGAAAGAAUCUAAUUUGCGAUAAUGAAGCUGAUUGUCCUGAUGCAAGUGACGAGAGUGAUGAAAUGUGUGAGACAGUAGCAUCUGCUAGAUCUUAUUCGCGUGAUUCAAAUGUAGAGCUCUGCAAAGACAAAGAAUUCAAAUGUAAAGUAAAUAAUGUUUGUAUUCCUGAAAAAGAUAUGUGUAAUGGUGCUAAGAACUGCAUUGAUGGAUCCGAUGAAGAUAUUGAAUUCUGUAAAACCUUCAAUAGCACUAAAUGUCCAGGUUUUUUGUGCAGUAAUAAUAAAUGUUUAGAACUUCCAAAAUACAUUUGUGAUGGAACUGAUGAUUGUGGAGACGGAAGUGAUGAGGAACAUUGCCAACCUAGUUGUGACAAAAAGAAUGGAAAGUUUUUAUGCAAUUCUUCAGACGAAUGUAUAGAUCUCGCAAAGAUUUGUGAUGGAAAAGCUGACUGCACUGACGGAAGUGAUGAAGGUGCAACGUGUAAUAAGAAGAUUGAAAAUUUCACAGCAGAUUGCAAGAGUAUGGCCUGCAAGGAUAACAGUGAAUGUAAAGUUUUGCCUUAUUAUGGAGCAACCUGUUUCUGUAACGAUGGAUAUAAGCUUGAUCAGACAACUGGUAAAUGUGAGGACAUCAACGAAUGUGAAAUAUUCGGAACUUGCUCACAAGGAUGUGUUAAUCAGAAUGGAUCAUAUUACUGCACCUGUGCCAAAGGAUUUCUUCUAAACUUCAAUAAUAUAUCUUGUGAUACAACCAGCACUAAUGUGUCUCUAAUUUAUACAACAAAGAAUUCAAUUAAGAAAAUUUCUUUUGGUCAACGAAACAUUUUUUAUCACAGCACAGUGUCCAAGACUAAACAAUCUAUUGGUGUUGCUUUUGACGGAGAGUUCUAUUAUUGGACUGAAGUUGAUAUGGCUCGAGAAGUCAUUGUCAAAUACAAUCCAAGCACGAAAACUAGAGAAAUAUUGUUAACAAAUGGACUGGAACUGCCUGAAUAUAUCGCAGUUGAUUGGCUUACAAAAAACAUUUAUUUUACGGAUUCAACAAGAAGGCACAUUGCUGUCUGCACAAAUGAUGGAUAUUAUUGUACAGAACUGAUUAAAAUUGAUAUCAUGCAUUAUCCACGAGCAAUAGCCUUACAUUCAGCUGAUGGACUUUUAUUUUGGACAGAUUGGGGCAAUAAUUCACACAUUGGAGUUGCUUUUAUGGACGGAAGUGGAGCUAAAGUUUUAGUAGACAACGUAUCAUGGCCAAAUGGUUUGGCAUUAGACUGGGCUAAUAGACGUAUUUAUUGGAUUGAUGCUUUAUCACAUUCUAUAGAAAGUGUUAAAAUCAAUGGUGAAGAUCGACGAGUUAUUCUUAAUGGCGUUUUUAAGCAUCCAUUUUCACUUGAAGUUUUUGGUGAUAAAUUGUAUUGGUCAGAUCAUGACACUAAAUCUAUUGAAUUUUGUGAUAAAUUUACUGGCAAAAAUCAUGAUCUUUUGGUUCAAGGCGACGAAAUUUUCGACGUUCACAUUUAUGAUCAAUCAUCAAUGCCUUAUUCUAAACAUGGAUGCGAAGGAAAUCCAUGCUCACACAUUUGUUUGCUGAAAAAUAACGGAUCAUAUAGCUGUGCUUGUCCAAUGGAAAUGGAAUUACAAUCUGAUAAUCAUAAUUGUCGCUUUAAUUCACAAUCUUAUAUUAUUCAUGUUGGAAUCGGCUCUAAAUUGUACUCAAAACCGUUCCUAUCAUUUGGACGAAAUAUUGAGAAUCCAUUGAAGCAAGUUGACGGUAAAAUUGAUAAAUUGGAGUUUAAUGCACUAAAUGGUGCCAUUUUUUAUGCUGAUAAUGAUAACCACAAAUUGUUCGUCCUUGACACAAUUGGAAAUAGUCAUCUGCUUUUGAAUGAUCCUAAUCUUCACAUUACAUCGAUGUCAUUUGAUUAUCUCGGAAAUAACUUGUAUUGGGCUGACGCCUUGAAAGGAACAAUUGAAGUUCUUUCGAUACACACGAAAAAGCAUUCAAUUGUUCAUCAUUAUACAGGAGAUUAUCAUCCAAAUUCAAUUAUCGUAGUCCCAUCUGAAGGAGAAAUUUUUGUAGCUUUAGUGUCACAAAUAGAUUCUCAAAUUAAUCGAGUUUCAAUGAAAGGAUCUUCGAUGGAUGACUCAAAAUUCCAAUUGAUUAGAAGUGGUUUAGGAAAAGGUGGAAAUUUCUAUUUAGCAGUCGAUGAAAAGGAAAAGAAGCUGUAUUGGUCAGAUACAAAAAAGAAAAGAAUUGAAUUUGCAUUCCUGAAUGGAACUGAACGGAAAAUCUUUAUUCAGAGUGAAAGAACGCCUGGACCACUUACAAUUGUUGAUAAUUACCUUCAUUGGACAUCAGAAGGCUCUAAAGCAAUGCAGUGGAGAAGGAAGAAUGGAACUGGACCAAUUAAACUCAUUAAAAUCGAUGGAAUGACAAAAAGUUCAGAUUUUCCAAAAACUCUCCCAAUCACAACAGGAAAUCCAAUUAAAAUUAAUAAUCAUCAAUGUGCUAUAAACAAUGGAGGAUGUUCAGACAUUUGUAUAUCCGAUGGUCAAACAGGAAAAGCUUGUUUAUGUGCUUUAGGACGAGUUUUUAAGAAUAAAGCACAAACUGAUUGCAUUGAAAGAUCUCGUUGUGAUUUCCGUUGUAAAUCUGGUGAAUGUAUCGAGUCGAAAAUGGUCUGUGAUGGACGUGUUGACUGUAUUGAUCGCUCUGAUGAAGAUGAUAGGAAAUGUAAGAAAUCUACAUGUAGACCUAGUCAAUUUCAAUGUGACGACAGUUCUUGUAUUGCAAAAUCUUUGCGAUGUGAUAAAAAUAGAAAUUGCAAGGACGGAUCUGAUGAAUGGAAUUGUCCAAAAGAAGGAACUAUUGAAGGAUGUGGCGAUCGUAAAAUUCAAUGCUUAAAUUCAACUGAAUGUAUUUAUAGAACACAAGUUUGUGACAUGAAUCCAGACUGUCCAAAUGGAACUGAUGAAUUAGAAGAAAGCUGCAAUCAAAAGUGCUUAGAUAGUGAAUUUAAAUGUAGUUCUGGUCAAUGUGUGCCUAAAGAAUUCUUGUGUGAUCACAAAUACGAUUGCUUUGACGGAAGUGAUGAGGAUGAGCAAUGCUCUCAUAUGUGUGAAGCACCGUUUAAAGCUUGUAGAGAUGGUCACUGUAUCCACGAACGAUUCUUUUGUGAUGGCGUUAAUGAUUGUGAGGAUGAAUUUGACGAGUUUAAUUGCGGAAAUAAAACAGCUUUAUCAAAAUGUGAUGAAAAUAAAUUUCAAUGUCCAUCUGAUCCAAAACUGUGUCUUGAUGUGAACAAGAUCUGUGAUAAAACUUCAGACUGUCCGAAAGGAGAAGAUGAAAGAAAUUGUCUAAGAUGUCAAUCUUAUGAAUUUACAUGCUCUAAUGGACACUGUAUUGAUGGAAACUUAAAAUGUGAUGGCAAAAGUGAUUGUAAUGAUCAUUCAGAUGAAGAAGAUUGUAAUUAUAUAGAUCAAGCGCCGACGACAUGCACAGCAACAAAUUAUAAGUGUUCUAAUGGAUUAUGUUUGGAUUACAGCAAAGUCUGUGACGGCAUUAAAGAUUGUGAUAAUGAUGAAGGUGGACAAUGCUCAGAAUCUUGUUCUAGAGGAAAAUGUGAUCAAAAGUGCAAUAAAUCACCAAAAGGUUUAGUCUGCUCGUGCAAUAAAGGAUAUCAAAUGAAAAGUGGCAGUGACUAUAUUUGUACAGAUAUUAAUGAAUGCGACUCAACUACAUUAAAUCCAUGCUCACAAAUCUGCACAAAUUAUCCUGGAUCUUAUAAAUGUUCUUGCCAUCCUGAAUUCGUACUGUCAGGUGAUGGACAUGAUUGUAAAGCACUUGGAGAUCCUUUUAAAUUGAUUUAUGCAUUACAUAAUCAAAUUAGGUCAAAGGAUUCAAAGAAUCAAGAUUUACUUUAUGAAGCUGAAUUAGCCAUUUCGGAUAUGGUGGUGGAUGUAAGAAAGAAUAUUCUGAUGUAUUCAUUAAUUGGAGAAAACGGACUUUAUGUCCUAAAUAUGGCAAAUAAAUCAGUUGAACUGAUUGAAAGUUUUCCAUCAUCAAAUUUAUUGACUUACGACUGGAUAGCCGAAAAUGUUUACAUUAUCGAACGUAAUGCUUUUGGAAAAUUAGAAAUAUUUGCAUGCAGCAUGGCCACAAAGAAAUGUGUAAUAAUUAAUAGAUUUAAAUUAAAUCGAUCUCAUAUCACUUCUAUUGAUAUUGAUCCAACUAGAGGCUAUUUGUUUUUUGUAAGGAAAAUGAGCUUAUUUACGUCAAAAACAAAGACUGAAAUUGUCAGAAUGCGACUUGAUGGAAGUGAAGAAAAAGUCUUGCUAGAAGAUCCAAAUCUGAAUAUCAUAAGAGCUUUAUCCAUUGAUAUUAGAUCCAAGACAAUUUACUUUACAGAACAAAAUUCUCAGUCACUAAAUAAGAUGGACUAUGACGGUGAAGCUAGAGCAACAUUUGUUCAUCAAUCUCAAAAGCUCAUGGUUCCAUCAGCCUUAUCAAACUAUGAAAAUCAUGCAUAUGUCUUGGAUGAAGCACAUGGAAAGAUCUCAAGUUGGAAAUUGUACCAAAAUAAUACAAUAAUGAAUGAAUUUAACGUGGCAGCAUCAAGAAAAUUCUUAAUUGCUCAUAUUUCAAAGCAAAUUGAUGGCGAAAAUAAAUGCUGGAAAAAUAAAUGUCCAGAGAUUUGUGUGAAUGCUGAUUCUGAUAAGAAAUGCUUGUGUGGUAAUGAAAUUGGAGAUGCUAAAAUGUGUGCUGAAUUGACGGAAUCGGAACCGGAAGUCUUCAUUACCAGAUCAAGCCAAAGCUCAUCAGUCGUUUGGAUCAUAUUGAUCAUGAUUGCACUUUUAAUUGUUUUAAGUGGUGCAGCUUAUUGGGUCUAUAAAAAAAGAGGAUUCAAUUAUAAUAUGAAUAUAGGUUUUAAUAGAAAUCGUGGUGCAUCAAUUCAUGAUUUUGCAAAUAGUAUGCAGCAAGUGCCUAGUACACAUGAAAAGGAUGAUCAUCAAUUUAUUGAAAAGGAAAAAGUUCCUUUUACAAAGACGGAAAAUCCAAAUUAUACAGAAAUUGUCAAUAAAGGUUUCGGUCAUUCUGUAUAUCCAGUUGAAGAAGAGCUUCAAGAUUUGAUGAAUAUCUACGAUAGUGAUAGUGCUGGAAAAGGUGAUAUAGAUUCAAAUGAUGAUGACAAUGAUCAUCAGAGAUUAAUUAGAUAAUUAAGUUAAAUUUAAGUGAAUGCCAAAGAAAGCGAAUUAAUUAUAUUGUACACGUAAGCUUAAUCGUUUCUAUGAAAUAAAAUAAUUACUGUUUUGUUAUAA
Chironomus riparius is the source of this 6019-nucleotide messenger RNA. The record is from the annotation of a GenBank genome assembly. NCBI's taxonomy places the organism in Eukaryota, Metazoa, Arthropoda, Insecta, Diptera, Chironomidae.